AUGAGGACCGUACCGAAGUGGGUUAAUAAAAUUCAUGAAGCUGAUAAAGUUGAAUUUUCCAGUGUCCACACAAUAUGCUUCAGCCCAGAUGGUACACAGUUAGUAGUGGGUGCUGGAGAGAAGGUUAUGGUAUACAACCCUCAUGAUGGAUCUCUUGUCCAGCUUCUCCAAGCGCACAAAGGGACAGUGCAUGCUGUUGCUUACUGUAGUGAUGGCAAAAAAUUUGCAAGUGGAAGUGCUGAUAGAAAUGUUAUAAUUUGGACAUCCAAAAUGGAAGGUGUAUUAAAAUAUUCGCACGGUGAAGCUAUACAAUGCUUAGCAUACAACCCUGUGACAAUGCAUUUGGCGUCUUGUGCAAUAUCUGACUUUGCCUUUUGGUCUGCUGAUGUUAAAGCAGUGCAGAAAUAUAGGGUUUCAGGUCGUAUCACCAGCUGUGCUUGGUCAUCAAAUGGGCAGCACUUAGCCAUAGGUUUAGCUUCUGGUGGAGUAAGUGUAAGAGAUAAGGGUGGAGACGAAAUACAAAGAAUAACGAGAGAUGCAGCUGUGUGGGCAGUGACUUUCUCUAAAUCUACUCUUUUAGUUUCGGACUGGAAUGAAAUGUUGUCUUUCUAUAAUCUACAGGGUCAACAAGUUUACAAGGAAAGAAAUAUAGGCAUUGCUGCAUUGUCAAUAUCACUUUUGGGGGCAUUGGUGCUGGUGGGCGGUGCUGGCGGCUGGGCCGUAUUGACAUCCGAGGGAGUUCCUAUCACUAACACUCAGCAAGAAUGGGUGUGGUCGAUUGCACCAUCGCCUUCUGUCAGCACUCUGGCUGUGGCUUGUCAAGAUGGCACACUAUGGUGUUAUCAAGUGGUGUUCAGUACAGUUCAUGGUUUGUACCGCGAACGAUAUGCCUACAGGGAGAAUAUGACUGACGUCAUAAUACAACACCUUACAACAGGAAAUAAAGUUAGAAUAAAAUGUCAUGACAGAGUACAGAAGAUUGCAAUAUACAAACACAGACUUGCGGUCCAGUUGCCUGAACGAGUAGUUGUUUAUGAACAAGGUGAUGUAGAGGGAAUGUUAUAUCGGGUCAAAGAAAAACUACCUCAAAAAACUGAAUGUUCGUUGUUGGUCGCUACAAGCGAUGCUUUGUUACUUUGUCAAGAUACCAAAUUAGUCAUGAUUGGUAGACGACUACCAAAGUCAUGGACAGUCCCAACUGCAAUACGUUACGUGAAGGUUACUACAUUAUACUUUGAAGAGGUUCUUUUACUAGGGCUUUUAAAUGGACAAAUUUGGCAAGUGGAACCUUGCGACGGAGAAUCCAAAAUGAUACUACAGACUCCUGCGAGUGUUCGUUGCCUGGACGUUAGCGCGUUGCGAAGUCGUCUCGCUGUCGUCGAUGAGUCGUCCGUCUGCCGCGUUUACAGUCUACCGACCGGUGAUCUGCUUUACACGGAGGAGAACGUGUCAUCGGUAUCGUUCAACUCGUGGUGCGAUGAACUUCUUGCCUUAUCAGGCGACGGGUUUCUCUCAAUUAAAGCUGAGGGUAGAAUAAUACUAGUUUCUAUUUUGUGUAACUUUCAGGGUGGAAGAGUGUUUUGUUUGCAAGCUAACUCUAUGCAGACUAUAAACGUACCAUUGUCUCACGCAGUUCACCAAUAUAUUCAGCACAAACUGUUUAAUGAAGCUUACGCCGUGGCAAGUUUGGGAGUUACUCCAUUGGACUGGGAGCGAUUGGGCAUGGCUGCACUCGAAGAAUUGUCCUUCGAAGUAGCCAGAAAAGCCUUCCAACGCAGCGAGAAUAUUAUCUGUCUCACUCUUAUCGAUCACUUGCAGGAGCGUUUCGAGGCGGGCGAGAAGCGCAACGUGAUAGUGGGCGAGGUGUGGGCGUACCGCGGCCGAUACGCGGAAGCGGCGCGCUCCUUCCACAGCGCGGGCCGGGACGAUCGGGCGCUCAACUUGUACGUCGACCUGCGUAUGUUCAACAAGGCGCAGGAGUACGUGGGUGAGGGCGAAGGCCUAGCUGCCCUAGCUCGCCGUAGGGCCGAAUGGGCUCGGCACGUGAACGAACCGCGCGCCGCCGCGGAAAUGUACCUGGCAGCCGGUGACGUACAGAAGGCAGCGCAACUAAUGGCCGAGAGCGGCAAGAAGGACAUGUUGAUAGAGCUAGCCCGCAAGUUAGACAAGGGGUCUAGUGAAUCCCUGCGGCACGUUGCGGAGGCUCUAGUGAUGGCCGGCGAGCCCGCCACCGCCGCAGACGUCUACUGCCGCCUGGGAGAUUACAGAAGAGUCGCCCAGUUAGCGGUGUCAUCUGGAGAAUGGUCGCGGGCAUUUUCGCUUGCGCGUGAACAUUCUGAGUGUAAGCGAGAGGUGUACCUGCCGUACGCGCAUCACAUGGCGCAGCAAAACAAAUUCAUAGAGGCUCAAAAAGCUUACCACAUGGCAGGUGAGAUCGAAACUGCGAUCCACGUCUUCACCAUACUAGUGGGCAAUGCAGUCGCCGAGGAGAGGUUCAGCGACGCCGGAUACCUCCAUCACUUGCUCGCAAUGCAAUGCUUGGAGAGAGCUGAUAUGCACGAUAUCAAGGAACGGGAGACUCACAUUCUGUCGUAUCGCCACAACGAGCGACUGGCGCGCAUAUACCACGCAUACGACGCCGUACACCGCUGCGUGCAUGAACCGUUCUCUCUCAGUCAGCCCGAUUCGUUGCUGAACGCUGCGAGAUACGUACUGGCCUUGGUUGAAGAGAAAACGCCGCCGGGCGUUUCCAAAUUUUGUUUAUAUCUCUGCUUGGCUAAGCAAGCUAAAGCACUGAACGCGCAUUCAUUAGCACGCCAAAUGCUGGACAAGAUACUGGGCCUUCAAAUACCGCAGAAGUUCCAGGAGAGUGUCGAGCUGAUGAUUCUGAAGACGCGCGCUAGUUGCGGAGAGGGUCGCGACGAGGAGAUAUCGCCGCUUUGUUGGCGUUGCAGACGACACACGCCGCCUCUAUGCGCCACUAGAUGUCCCCACUGUCGGCAUGCCCUUGCGCAUUCAUUAGCGACACACGAAGUUCUCCCUUUAGUGCAAUUUGAACCUGAAGAAGGCAUUACAUUAGAGGAAGCGCUGCAGCUGAUCGAACGCACACCCAUCCCGGAAACGGAAUCCAUGGAGGACACCGGCGGCGCUGAAGUACUGAGGAUAGAUCAUGAAGUAGACUCCGGCGAUCCUUUCCUGGAUAAAGUCGACGAGGUGGAGGACGGCGGUGUAGUGGUUUGCAGUCGUUGUGCCUUACUUCAACUGAAUCCUGGUAGCGUGGUAACAGUAAUACGGGGAAUACUGCCGCCCGUGUUGUAUCGUAACAUGCUGCCCGAGCUGCCCGCGACCGCCUGCCCUUCUUGCCACCACCUGUUCUAUCUGGAAGAUUACGAGAUCCAAAUAGUGACAAAAGGUCACUGCCCCUUUUGCCGGUACUCGCCCGAAAAAGCGACUGACGACGAAGGAACCGAAGAUUCAAUUGUUAACGGGUCAACGACCUCUACUCCUGGUAGUCCGAGCAACGGCCAUUCCUGGAACUAA
Chilo suppressalis (striped riceborer) is the source of this 3540-nucleotide messenger RNA. NCBI's taxonomy places the organism in Eukaryota, Metazoa, Arthropoda, Insecta, Lepidoptera, Crambidae. The record is from the annotation of a GenBank genome assembly.